Molecule: messenger RNA, 1476 nt
Organism: Staurois parvus
Lineage: Eukaryota; Metazoa; Chordata; Amphibia; Anura; Ranidae
Source: the annotation of a GenBank genome assembly
AUGGAGUUCGCCCGCCGCCUGUCGCACCAGAAGAUUUUAUUGGUUCACAGACUGGCCUCUAGAAUAAUCCCCCAUAGAUGCCCGUUGAACACAGACAUUGUCUCCACACACAGGAAGAUCUCAUCGACACAACUUUAUCAGACUUUUAUCCCCCACAGUCCUCAGACGUCACCCCUGUCCUGCAGAUUUCACACCAGCUGCAGGAAAUCCGAUGGACGUCGCAGCUCAUUACUGGGUGAUAACGUUGGGUGCUCUGGGGUUAACUCCAGAUUGCCACAGACUGUCUUUGCACCCCAGAACCUCGUCCUGUGUGCCAACACCAUCCACACACUCUGCCCACUUGAAUGUUCUCUUACCACCACAUGUGUGGAUCCUCAUCAAACCCAUCCAGAAAUUGUUUGCCAUCAUCCUGGGCAGGAGUGUACGGGAAUGGUGGAUGAGCCCUGCCAGCGAAAAACCGCCAGCUUGUACAAAGAUUCCCUGCGGCGGAAUUCGGUGGAAGCUGUCUUUUAGCGCGGUGGGGUUCGGAUUCCUGUCAUUUUUUUAUUUCACUUCCUGGAGGAAACGCCAAUCCACCGGACGUAUGCGGCUUCUGAUGUUUAGGAACGGAGCAUUGUGACAUGCUUAAUAAGAUCGGCUUAUGAAAGUGCGAUUGAAGAGUUUAAGGAUGAGAUGAUUCCCGAGAAGGACGAGCUUUAUCAGCAGGUUAAGACGCUUGUCCGACAUCUUAUCGCCUGCAACAGUGACGUGCCUGAGGUGGCCAAGAUUGAGUGGACACUACAUGUGGUGGACAAACCGAUCAUUAAUGCUUAUGUGCUGCCGAACGGUCAGAUAUUUGUGUUCACCGGUAUGCUGGGUGCAGUGGCAGACAGUAACCAGCUUGCCUUCAUUCUGAGUCAUGAAAUCGCGCACGCUAUUUUAGAUCAUACGGCAGAGAAGGUCAGUGUGAGCCAUUUAUUGGAUUUCCUUUUUAUGAUCUCUUUAGUCAUGAUCUGGGCAAUCUGCCCUAUGGACAGUCUUGCUGUGCUCGGCCACUGGAUCCAGUCUAAGUUACAAGAGUAUGUGUUCGAGAGACCAUAUAGCCGGACUUUGGAGACGGAAGCUGAUAAAGUCGGCCUUGAACUUGCUGCGAAGGCCUGCGUUGAUGUGAGGGCCAGCUCUGUGUUCUGGAAACAGAUGGUAGUGAUGGAGACUUAUGGAGAUGAGCCUCAUAUCCCAGAAGUGCUUUCAACCCAUCCAUCACAUGAGAGAAGAGCAGUAUAUCUGGACAGGCUCAUACCAAAGGCCCUUAAAUUGAGAGAGUCUUGUGACUGCCCUCCCCUCAACUCUGUUGACCCCAGAUUAAUUUUCGAGCAGAGCAUGAAGCUUCUUCUACAGUCCUCAAGAGAACGGGAUGACAGAGCGAUAAAAGGCGACCUCCAUCCUGUCUGCACAGAUGACGAAGCUCCUAUCACUGCAGCAGUCAAAGCAGCAUAG